Mixia osmundae IAM 14324 is the source of this 291-nucleotide messenger RNA. RefSeq lists its product as uncharacterized. The record is from RefSeq and is a predicted model, not a curated record. Bases 1 to 291 code for a protein of 96 amino acids. The transcript has 2 exons. Lineage: Eukaryota; Fungi; Basidiomycota; Mixiomycetes; Mixiales; Mixiaceae.
AUGACCACCCUCAUGUCAGAGCAGGAGUCGUACAGAGGAGAGCAGGAUUCCGAUCUCACUGGGCAGUGCGAGCGGUCUUUCAGCGGCGAUACGAGAGAGGGCAGUCAUCCUGUCAGCUCGGUCGACGAGAACCUUUUGAUCAAGAUCUGGAGCGGUUCCUGGCUUUUCUUGCUGGACACUCGCUCACGAUCGCACACACUCUUUUAUCUUUUCCCCCCUCCAAACGCACGCAAAGGCUGCUGCACUAGACCGGAGGCACCGUGUCCAGACAUCUACACACGCUCUGCUUGA